UCUGCACCUAAAUUCUAAUCUUAUUUAUUAGUCAGUAUUCUAAAUACUGUACAUGUUAUUAAAAUGUAAAUUAAUUCUUUAUAAAAUGUUCCUAAACAAUUAACAUGGUUUUUUUUUAAUUGUCACUGUUUGGUAUUUAUAAUUGUGAUUUAAGUAUACCUUCUCUGUUUAAAUAGAAGGGUUUGUGUCUACCAUACUUUUUGAUUUUUUUUUUGUGUAAUUUUAUUUAUUAAUUGUUAAUUCUGUUGAUGCCUGUUAAUUAUGUAUAUUAUGUAACGUACACAAUUAAAUAAAUACAAUGCUUAUAAUAUGAGUUGGUUUAAACGAAAUAAAGGAAUUGAAAAAACUGACGAUCUUGAUUUGUCUGCAUGUUUUGAUAGUUUUAAUAAACAUUGGCAACAAACCUUUGAAAUAAUUGAUCGAUUUCAAACUGCAAAAGGCGUUAUUAAGAAUGAUGAUAUUGUAGCCGUUAUAAAUCAUUUAAAUCAAUUAAUAAAGCUAUUGUUACUGGAUAUACAAUCAGCCAAAUCUACCAAUCAGUCAAGAUGUCUUGAAUACUUUUUGAAAAAUCAAUUACUUGGAAAAUUAUAUUCAUGGAGCUUAAAAACAGACAAAUUCAAAAAUUAUUUAAAAUUAGAACAACUAAAAGUUUAUGGAGUUCUUCUUUCGGAACUUCGAGGACAUAAAUUGCUUUCUGAUGAUUCUAUAUUAAAUCCAUUAUUAUUAAUAUUAAACUCAUAUGAUGGUGAUUGCUUAUCUGUAGAAAUUGAAAAACACUUGGUUACAGUUUUAAGACAAUUUUGUGUGGUUCUUUCUCAUCAACCAAAUAUAUUGUGCAACAUCUUAAAAGAAAACACUAAAAAUUCAAAAUGUGUUAUAUUGUCAUUAUUGAUGGCAUUUAUACACCGCGAUGGAUCAAUUGGCGAAGAAGCUCGUGAUGCCUUAUUGAUAUUUGUGUCAUUAUCUCGUCAAAAUGAUACAUUAGCUAAUAUCAUAACAUCUAAAUCAAAUGUGAGUCCUGUAUUGGCCACUGGUUUAAGUGGUCUAUAUUCAGUGUUGCCUCGAAAAUUAGAUUUUGAAAAUGAUUGCUACAGACUCAGCCCAGAAAAUAUUGAAGAUGUACCAGAACUAAAUAAUUUUUUAGCUUCAGUAGAACUAUGUAAUGCUGUUGCUAAAAUUUGUCAUAAAACUGUAUAUGAUCAACUUUUGGAUUACUUAUAUCAUGGAUUCCUUCUACCCGUUGUCGGGCCAGCACUAAUGCAGGACUUUGAAAAUAACUGCGGUAUCAAUACACAUUUAUCGCGGGUGGCAGAAGAAGAAGUAGCUACAGCAACAGUAUACUUAGAUUUACUACUUCGUAGUGUCACUCAUCCAGGACUUCUACAAACAUUUGUAAAAUUUGUUCUGUGUGAAAGAUUUGAAAAAAUAAAAAUUAUUGAACUGCUCAUCAAUCGAAUUAAUAACAAAUCUUUUAAGGUUUGUAUUGCCACACUUGCUUUGAUGGAAACAAUUUUAGACUUGAAUUGUGAGGAUGUUAUGUUGGAACUAGUAUUCAAAUAUUUAGUGCCUUGCACACACAUAAUGCUUAGCCAACGUUCACGUAUUAAACAAGUAGAUUCAUAUUGUAAAUCAGCUGACAUAUUUUUGUCCUUAAUACCGGAUGUCUUCAAAUAUAAGAAUGUUAAUUCUCAAACUUUAUACUCUGAAUACCGAGGUUACUUGAAUUGUGCACGAAUUAAGAUAGCCGAAUGUGCUAUGGAAACUAAACACUGGACAUAUUUAUAUGAUGGAGAAAAUCCAUCUCACUCAAUAGUUGAAACUAAAACAAAUGAAGUGGAGAAUGAUCAAAAUAGCAUAUUAUCAGCUGACGAUAGUUCAAGUGGAUAUGAAAGUUUCAAAGCUGUGAAAGACAUUGACAAAAUGCUCGGAAAUGAUGAGAGUUGUAGACCUGCUGAUGAAAUUUUAUCAAACACUUCUUCACCGUGUGGAAGUGAUUCGCCUACAUGCUUUAUAAGACAGACAGCAUUCAAGACAAAAGAACCAUUUACACAAUAUCCUUGUUUGGGUCCAUUUCUCGAGGCGCUAUUUUCAAAUCUUGAAAAUUUGCCUGAACAAGAUUUUCGGAUAAAUCUACGUCUGACUGCCGUCAUGACCCGUCUGUCUAUGUACAACAAACCUUUAAUUCAAUCGUUGUUACUAAAUCAUUCAAUGAUCUUCCAGCCGUGCAUACGUUCUCUGUUUCAAAUAUUGCGUUCUUUAAAACAGACUAUAGAAACCAAAUUAAGCAGUCGUAUGGAAAAAGUUAAAGAAGCUGAAACAUUUUUAAUCGAACGAGAAAAUAAACUGUGCAACACUCAAUGCAAUCGUUCUGUCAGUGAAAAAAUUCCUGAAGCAUUUUCCAGAGGGGAAACCAAACGGCGUAGCAUAUCAGUAGCCUUUGGAGCAAUGUUUAGAAGAAAUUCUGGUAACAAGGAAGCCAUAUUAGAAUCCACAAGUAAUGGUUACAGGUAUUAUAAGGAAAACGAAACUGAGUCCUUAGACUUGCCAAUAAAUGCAAUAAUUCUAGCAGAAUGGUUAAAGGAAUUGUCGGCCAUUUGUCAAGAACACACAAUUAGUUAGUUAGUGUACAUAAAUAUAGGUACAAUUUGAAUUAUAAUAUUAUUAAUAUUACUCAUAUUAUUAGUACAUAAAUAUAUUUUUUUUACUGUGAACUUUUAAAAAGUUUUUACCCUUUUGAAGUUGUUAAAUUGUUGACUCAAAUGUUUUGCUCAAACCUAUCGUUUUAAUUAAUAGAUCUGUGAAUUAUUUUUUACUCAUUUUUAUUGUUAGUUGAAGCUUAAAUUAGAUUUUAUGAUAUAAUAAUAUCAUAUAAAAUAAAGGAAAAUAUUCCGUCCAUAUUUUAAAUUUGCAAUUAUGCGAGUAUUAAUAACUUAUGUCUCAUAUUUCCAUCACAACAGACUGCUGUACUUAAUAUUGACUUAAUAUUGGUGCAUUCAAAGUUGAUCUUCCGGUUGAAAUAAUCUAUUAUUAUAUAAUAUUUAAAGUCCAUGCUAUAAAUUCAAACUUGUAUUUUUAUCUGAGUUCAAAUUUAACUACUAUAUACCUUGAAAUGCACAAAAUAUGUUGUCUUCCACCAUAGUUAAGAGUAACUCAUAGAUCUUAUAGACAUUUAUUUAUUAAUUUUUCAUAUUGUUAAACAUUUAAAACUUCAUUCUUCGCUUAAUUAAUUUUAACAAAAAUAAAAUGUUUUUAAAUAUUUACAUUACAUGUUUAUCGAUAUUAAUGUAAUUAAUAGUACAAAACACGACUAUAGCUCUUACAAAAAAGUAUAAUGUGAUUAUAUUUUGUUUAAGGCUAAACCAUCUUGUGUCUUUUUUUUAAAAGAAAAAAGUAUAAAAUUGUAUACUGAAUGAAUGAAUCCUAUGUGUUAAGUUUUGACUUCAGAGAUCUGACAAUGAUAUAUUUUUGUAAAAUGAUAUAUUUGUUAACACAACGUUAAUAAAGGACAUUUCUAUUGUAGCUUCCUAUCAGAUAAUAAUUUGUUAUUUUGUGUUUAUUGUUAGUUACCCACUCUAGCUAUGUUACAGUUGUUAAUAUUAUGUUGUUUUUACAUAGUUUGUCGAGUUAAUAUUUUUGAAAUACUCAGGACUAUUAUAUUAUUAUUUUCUUUGUUCUGUUCAUGUAAUACAAUUAUUAUUAAAUAAUAGGUAACUUUGUUGUUAUUAUAAUAGUUAUUAUUAUUAUUAUUUUAUGUAUAAUCUUGCCAUUUAGUUAUUUCUGUAGUAGAAAAAAAUUUAAUAUAAUAUUAUGUUGUGUAUUUGUGUGUAGAUAAUAUUUAACUAAUAUAUAAUAUAUUUUAUAUCUGUUUUAUUUAUCUUAAAUAUAUUAUAUAUAUGUA
Rhopalosiphum padi (bird cherry-oat aphid) is the source of this 3898-nucleotide messenger RNA. Its product is annotated as FHIP family protein GJ17503. The transcript has 14 exons. Lineage: Eukaryota; Metazoa; Arthropoda; Insecta; Hemiptera; Aphididae. The coding region runs from base 310 to 2619 and encodes 769 amino acids. The record is from RefSeq and is a predicted model, not a curated record.